CGAGCACACAGGUCAGUCACCGCGCCUCACACCCAAAGGUCUCUCCAUGACAUGCAUUGGUGGGCUGUUGGUACGCUAGAGCACAAGUGGGCCCUGCCACAUAUCGCGGAUGGAAGAGGGAAGUAUCUCCGGAUGAUCAUCGAGACAUGAUGGUCAGCGUGGCUGAAAUGGACGGACCAAUGCCGAGGCGUAGUGCGUGGGACAGGAUCAGACCCAGGGAAGGGGGAGGUAGAUCGAGAUUCAGCGAGGAGGAGCAACAUCGGAAGUGAUCUCGCCAUCUUCCAUCCCACCCCCCGGCUAAUCAUGUGCCCCCCUCCCUCUCCCCCGCGGCUCCCGGCGGCAAUUCAAAAUUCGGACCAUCCCCAUGGUGUGAAUCCCCGGGGGGGGGGGGGGGGGGGGUAUUCACCCCUGACUCUUCCAUUCUCCGAAACCACCUCAUCAUGUCACUCACACUGUACGAAUUGACGACUCGGCCUGGCGAGACGGUCAGUUUCUCCCCCGCUGUAUGGAUCACCAAGCUUGAUUUAGCUCUCCUUGGGAUCGAACACGAACGCAAACCCAUCACGUUUAGUCAAAUCCGGAGUGAGCUCGUCAAGUCUACUGGGAACGACAAGGUCACUGUCCCUACCAUUCAUGAUGAUGGAUCGUAUGUGACCGAUUCGUGGGCGAUUGCAGAGCGGAUCGACCGGGACCACAAACUGUUUGGCUCACCAGCCGGUAAACGAUACGCUAAAUUUGUCGAUCUAUCCAAAGGUGCCAUUGCGAGGUCGCUUGUGCCGCUCGUCAUGCCAAAGGUGAGCGCGCGAUCAUGUGGAUCUUCAAAGCUCACGAGGGGUGGUGGGGUUUGAAGAUCUACGAUGCCAUCGAUAAAGACUCUCAGAUCUACUUUCGAGACACCAAGGUUGGACCCGAAACACUCGAUGCGUGGAAGGCGACGACAGCGUCGCAACAUGCCGACAUCUGUGCGUCGAUUCGAAAACUCUUGCAACCUUUUGAAAGCGUGUUAGGCACCGGCGAUUGGCUCUCGGAUCAGGUCAGUCACGCCGACUUUAGCCUCUUUGGCAUCUACGCCUGGUCUAGAAUGGCCCCGGACGUCGUGCGCGACGUGUGGGAGCAUGAAUCCCUUCCCAACAUUCAGAAAUGGAUCAAACGGUUGAUGGACUCUGGCUUGGUCAGGAAACAAGA
This is a messenger RNA of Kockovaella imperatae, 1185 nucleotides long. RefSeq lists its product as hypothetical. The record is from RefSeq and is a predicted model, not a curated record. Lineage: Eukaryota; Fungi; Basidiomycota; Tremellomycetes; Tremellales; Cuniculitremaceae. The coding region runs from base 441 to 848 and encodes 135 amino acids. The transcript has 2 exons.